UAUGCACUAAUUUAAAGUUAUAUACCUUCUAUUUUGUUAAAUCAAUUAUUUCCUAAUAAUUGUAUUGUGUACUUAUCUUCAUCCUUUGUAUUUAUAAAAUCAAUCACUUAAGUUCUUUAAAAUUUAUCCCAUUCAUAAUUCUUCUAUGGCUUGAUUAUUCUCCGUUCUUCAUUUAGCUGGGACUCUACCUCAACAAGCUUAGCUCUCGUUUCAUUGCAUUCCUUCCUAGCAUUCCCUGUCUCCCUCUUCUGGUCUCUAAUUCAGCCAGUAGCUGCUGAACCAUAUUAGAUUUUGAAGACUGAGGUCCUCCUCUAGAACCAAGCACACAUGUUUUAUUCCUAAGCACUGACUCGAAGGCAUUAUUAAUAAAUUCAGAUUAGAGGUUGAAUGAGUAAAACAAUCGAGAUGUCCUGAAGGAAGAUCCAGGUUUUGAUAAAGCUCCUUGGGUUUCUUUAACGGUUGUUGCAACAGAUUUUGCAAAAAGGUUAUUGAACAAGGAUUAUCAGAAAAUAAUCAGCUAUAAUUGCUAAGGAGCUCUUAGAGGCUAUCAGCCUAUCAGGUAUUCAACCUUUCAUUCAUUUUUUCCAUGAAAACUAUAAUUAUUGUAGAAACCUCCAUUUUUAGCAUUAUUUUUUGGUCAUUAAUGUGUAUUUGUUUCUCUAUGUUGGACUAUAUCAUAUUCUCUCAUGUAAAAAUUUCUUAUAAUUUUGUAUAUAACUCUGUGUUGGAUUUUAUUAAUCAUAAUCCAUCUUGUGGUAAAUAUUAAGCAUAAAUAGAAUCCAAUAUGUUGCAUAAAAUGUGCUUGCAUAUACUUGGUUAGAGAGUAAAUUAUAGGAUCGAAAUUUUCAUAAAUGAGUUCUAUUUGUACUUUUUUAACUCAAAAUAAGUUUGACUUCCUAAUAUAUGGUUUUUCCCUUAUUUGAUAAUCUUAUUCUGUUUGAUAUCUUGUCAAAAGGAAACAAUAAACUUUUGGAAAGAACUGAAGAAUAAGAUGCUUGAUAUGCAUGAUUUACUAUAUUCAUGUGUAAUUUGACUAUUUUACUUAGCCUCACAUACACUUAAUUAUUUGACCUUAAUAAUCUUUUCCAAUAGUUAAACAUAGAAUUGUGCAUAGUUAUGAAAACCCAUGACUCAAUACAUUCCUGGGAAAUAUUUCUAAUAUUUCCUAUAUGGAUAAGUAGUCAACUAUUGUUACUUAUUGAUUGUUUGUGAUAUUUGUGAUCAUUAUUUUACUAAUGGUUUAUUUCUUUGUUUUUAUGACUGAUGAUGGUACUAGGAAAGAAUUAUGAAAAAUUUAAUACUUGAUUUGGAAUAUUAAUGGUUUAUUGUGAAUCUUGAGAUAUGCCUUCAAGGGAUAUUAUCAGAAACUAUUUGGAAUUAUGUCUUUGUAAAGAUUUUUUAUUGUGAGAAAAAGACAGGUUGCUAUAAAGACAUGACAAGGAUGAAAGUACUUGAAUCUCAAUUAUUUGUCAUUACUGAGCUACAUAAAACAUUGAUGAUAAGAAACCAGGCUUUGGUUACUAACAAUAAUUUGAUUUGGCACUUAGAUUUUAAACCAAUUCAAACUGAAAGACCAGGAGAGUUAAUUGCUUACUACAAGAUGGCACGUAAGAAUAAUUUAGCCCAGUAAUCAUUCUUAAAGGUGAAAAGGGCUAUCUUUAUAACAACUAUUACUUUCUUUCUUUAUUUUUUCGUAAUUGAAAAAACAUGAAAAACUAUAUCAUAUUAAAGCAAAAAAUUUUAAUAAUUUUUUAUUUUAUUGAUUCUCCACUUGUUUAACUAGCAACAAUGGAUAAAUCAUAGAUUGCUAAGUCAUGAAACUCAGAUGAAUAUAUAGUUGGUCUAGAAAACUUCUUGGAUUUUGCAUUUCAACAUGGAGCAAUUGAGAAUAGUAAGAUAAUAUGUCCGUGUCCAAGUUGUAGGUUUCGCAAAUGGCAUGGUUGAAAAGAUGUUAGAGAUUAUUUAUUUUACAAACCAUUCCCUAAGAAUUAUGUCGUAUGGAACUUUCAUGGCGAGAAAGAAGUAACCGAAUUCUCAACAAGUGCACAUGUCAUGCGUGAGACAUUGGCAACUGAACAUCCCCUAGAUAACAUGGUAAAUGAUGCUUUUGGGAUACAUAUGGAUCAGAAGAGCGGUGAAGAUUCAUGCAUGAAAGAUUUUGUAAACGAUGAGCCAAGAGAAAAUCAUAGAGACUUUGAUGAGUUUCUCAAGGAAGGCAAUCAAAAGCUACAGGAAGAAAGCGACUUCACAAAGCUGGAAUUCAUAGUCAAAUUGUAUCAUAUUAAAGUCUUGUGUGGACUAAGUGACAAGGCCAUUAGCAUGAUACUUGAGUUGGUGAGGGAUGCUUUUAGUUGUGUGAAUUUGCCUACAACUUUUGAUCAGGCAAAGAAACUAAUUCGGAAACUAAGUCUUGACUAUGUUAAGAUAGAUGUUUGCCCCAAUGAUUGUAUGUUGUUCGAGGAUGAAGACCCAAACAACAUCCAACAAACAUGCAGUCAUUGUGGUGCUUCUACGUGGAAUUCUAAGAAGAAGAAGAAGAAGAAAAAGCAAGCUGCCAAGGUUGAGAUACUUUUCGUUGAAACCAAGGUUGCAAAGAUUGUUCAUAUGUCGUAAAACUGCAGAGCAUAUGUUAUGGCAUGCAACAGUGAAAGGAGAAAAUGACAAAAUGGUGCACCCAAGGGAUGGUGAGGUGUGGAAGACUUUUGAUUUGACACACAGAGAGUUUGGAUUGCAACCUAGAUAUGUUUGCUUAGGACUUGCUAGUGAUAGUUUCAAUCCUUAUAGAUCCAUGAGUUCUACCCAUAGCAUUUGUCCUGUGUUUCUGAUUCCGUAUAAUCUUCCUCCUUGGAUGUGUAUGAAACACACUUCCUUUAUCUUGUCAAUGGUUAUACCUGGCAAGCAUAGUCCCGAAAAUAAUAUAGACAUAUAUCUUAAACCACUUGUCAGAGAGUUAAAAGAAUUAUGGGAUGAGGGUAUGAAAAUUUAUGAUGCAUCAGAACAUAAAAUAUUUAAGAUUCAUGCAGCUCUUAUAUGGACAGUUAGUGAUUUUCCUGGCCUAAACAUCCUCUCCGGAUGGAACACAUAUACUGGUUUGGCUUGCCCAACUUGUAAUUUUGAUGCAAAAACUUGUUAUCUUAAUCAUAGCAAAAGAUGGUGUUAUAUAGGUCAUCGACGUUUUCUUGGUAGACAACAUCGAUUCAGAUUAAGUAGAGUUCAUUUUGAUGGACACUCAGAAGACUGUGAUCCCCCGACUAAAUUAUCAGGAUCUAAAAUUCUGGCACAAGUAGAAAAUAUUGAUGCUACAUUCGGGAAGAAAGAAAAGUUGAACAAGAAAGGAAAAAGAGGUAGGCAAGCAACUAUGCAGUGGAGAAAGAGAAGCAUCUUUUUUGAACUUCCAUAUUGGAAAACCAACUUGUUGUGUCAUAAUCUUUACUUUAUGCACAUUGAAAAAAAUGUAUCCGAUAAUAUUUUGUAUACUUUGCUCAAUGAGAAUUCUAAAUCAAAAGAUCAUCUCAAUGCCCGAAAAGAUCUACAAGACAUGGGAAUAAGGCGUGAUCUUUGGCCAGAUGAUAAUGAAAAAUAUCACCUUGCUUUGUAUUCACUAACACGAGAUGCUAAAAAGGUCUUUCUUGCAACUUUGAAGAAUGUUAGAGUGCCCGAUGGUUACUCAAGUAAUAUAUCUUGAUGUAUUGAUGAGGCACAACAAAAAAUCAUUGGACUUAAAAGUCAUGACUGUCAUAUUUUGAUUGAGCAGUUGCUUCCACUAGCAAUCCGUAAUGUGCUACCAAACCAAGUUACCUCAGUUUUGAUAGAGUUCUGCUCAUUUUUUAGAAUUCUCUGUGGUAAGAGUCUAAGUCGUACAGAACUUGAUAAGCUCCAAGAUUGCAUUGUGAUUACUCUUUGCCAUUUGGAAAUUUUAUUUCCUCCAUCAUUCUUCACCGUUAUGGUGCAUCUAACAGUCCAUCUUGUUGAGGAAGCAAAACUUGGGGGCCAGUCCAUUAUCGAUACAUGUAUCCCGUCGAAAGGGAAUUGGGACACUUGAAGUUCUUUGUACGAAAUAAAGCACAUCCAGAAGGUUCUAUUGCUGAGGGUUAUUUAGCUGAAGAGUCUCUUAUUUUUUGUUGUCGGUAUAUUGAGGACAUGGAGACUAGAUUUAACAGGUAUUUUCUGACUGAAAUUGAAGGUUCUGAGCAAAAAUCUGAUUCAGAGACUGAAAAGGACUAAAGAUGCUGUUGGAUUCUGACCUCCCUGCACUCGAAGUGGAUUUUCUGGAGCUACAGAAGCCAAAUUGGCGCGCUCUCAACGGCGUUGGAAAGUAGACAUCCUGGGCUUUCCAGCAAUAUAUGAUAGUCCAUACUUUGCCCAAGAUUUGAUGGCCCAAACCUGCGUAGCAAUUCGGCCUCAUAAAUUCCAGCGUUAAACGCCGGAACUGGCAUAAAACUUGGAGUUAAACGCCCAAACUGGCAUAAAAGCUGGCGUUUAACUCCAGAAAAGGUCUCUACACGAAAAUGCUUCAUUGCUUAGCCCAAGCACACACCAAGUGGGCCCGGAAGUGGAUUUUUCUGUCAUUUACUCAUUUCUGUAAACCUUAGGAUACUAGCUUUUACUAUUUAUAGGAUCUUUUGACAUUGUAUCCGAACCUUAUGACCUCAUGACAUUUUUACACGUUUCUUGUGUACCUUCCACAGCAUGAGUCUCUAAACCCCAUGGUUGGGGGUGAGGAGCUCUGCUGUGUCUU
This is a messenger RNA of Arachis stenosperma, 4738 nucleotides long. RefSeq lists its product as uncharacterized. The record is from RefSeq and is a predicted model, not a curated record. The coding region runs from base 2429 to 3685 and encodes 418 amino acids. Lineage: Eukaryota; Viridiplantae; Streptophyta; Magnoliopsida; Fabales; Fabaceae. The transcript is spliced from 4 exons.